GGUACAGUAAUUAACACUUUAGUUCCUAUAAUCGACAAUUAUACAAAUCUAAACUUGUGUAAUGAGCCUGAAUAAAUAUUAUUUACCCAAAGCCUAAAUAAAAAUGACUUUACUAAAUGCUUGUGGUAAACAAACAGAGCAGAAGGUGCAGACGACGCCGCCCACACACGCUCUCUCCAACGUAUUUAUCCCAAAAUAUUCCUCGGAAAUAAAGAAUGGAGUUGGAAUGUGCUGUGCAAAGGUAUGCAUGGGGUGUCAAGGGUUCAAGGAGUAGUGUUGCCCAGCUAGCCAAAGCUAUGCAGCCGGACCUUGAGGUUGCAGAUGAUGAACCUUUUGCUGAAUUGUGGAUGGGCACACACCCCAGCGGUCCCUCUAUUAUUAAAGCCACCGGCGAAACCCUUGGCAAUUUCAUCAAUAAGCAGCCGGAGGUGUUGGGUUCUCUUCUUAUUGAUAAGUUUGGUGAACAGCUUCCUUUCUUGUUCAAGGUGCUAAGUGUUGACCAGGCACUCUCCAUUCAAGCUCAUCCCAACAAGAGACAUGCUGAGCAACUUCAUAAAGAGCGUCCAGACGUAUACAAGGAUCCCAAUCACAAACCUGAAAUGACCAUCGCACUGACUCCUUUCCAAGCUCUAUGUGGCUUCAGGCCUGCACAGCAAAUUAAAAAGCAUUUAAAAGAGCUUCCUGAGCUCCGGAAAGUAGUAGGAGAAGAUGAAGCAGACAGUUUCAUUGAGAAUCCUACAGAAGAUAAUCUUAAAGCUUGUUUUUCUGCAAUGAUGAAUUCACCCAAGGAUGUUAUUGCUUCUGCUCUUAGUGAUCAAUUGCAGCAGUUCUCUGAAAUGGAAUCCUCAGAGAGAGGUGAUUUAUUAUGUAACCUCUUCACAACACUUCAUGAAAAGUACCCAGGUGAUGUUGGCUGUUUCUCCAUAUAUUUGCUGAACUAUCUUACUCUGCAGCCUGGUGAUGCUAUGUUUCUUGGUCCUAACAUUAUCCAUGCAUACCUGCUUGGAGACUGCAUUGAAUGCAUGGCCUGCUCGGAUAAUGUUGUGCGUGCUGGCUUGACCCCAAAGUAUCAAGAUGUGGAAACUUUAGUAUCCAUGCUGGACUAUGGAAUGGUCUCAUCUGAAUCUAAAAAGUUCGAAGGCUUUAAAAUGGAUGGUUACACAACUUUGUACAAUCCUCCAGUACCCGACUUUGCUGUUGAUAUGAUUGAGAUCCCUGUUGGGGUGGAGCAAUACACUUUAAGACCAAUAGAAUCUGCUAGUAUUGUCCUGGUGGUGGAAGGUAGUGCUGAAGAUGUAGAGGUUAGCCCAGCAUGCCCUGGAGAGGUGCCACAUGCUACUUCUGUUGAACGUGGCUCAGUAUUAUUUUUAGUAGCAGAACAGUCUUUGACUCUGAAACUCAGAUCUGGAACACGUUUCCUUGCCUUUCGUGCUUUAUGCAUCCUGUAAAUUUCAGGGAAUUUGAGAGUGCAUUAUUAAGUAGCUAUAUAUACACUGUUGAAAUUAUUGAUUAAUAUUUUACCAGGGUAGUAAUGAUUGUUAUGUGAUGCCUUGAAAGAAUUUAAGUACAUGAAUUGUUAAAUUUUAAAGUGUUAUUGUCUGUAGUAAAUUUAUUACAUGUAUGAAUUUGCUAAAAGUUAUAGAAAGCAGAACACGUUGUCAACUAACUAAACUUUUAACUCUUUAAUAUUUGUUAUGUCUUACCUUUUUUAUUAUUAUAAACUGAUCUGCUGUCUAUAAGCCUCAUUCCUGCUUUAGAUAGAAGAAAUUCUUGUAUCCUUGAAUGUGUCUACUUAAAGGAUGUAGUUGUGCAUUUAUUAUUCUCAAACCCUUAAUAUAUGACAUAAAAAUAAUUAGAAUUGUGUAAAUCUAAAGUUUUAUAUAUUUUCAUGUUAUUUUGAAAAUUAAUUCCUAAGAUGAAUCAAAUCUGUAUGGCAGUAGAAGAUAAGCAUUGUCUUUUUUUGUUAAAUUUUCAUAGCAACUAAAGAAUUUGGCUGCAUAUUUGAAAAAAAAAAAGCAUAUUUUGGGGCCUUCAUUCAUCAGUGAAGAUAUUGGGAAGGAGAUAUAAUAAUCCCUCCCAGUAAUAAUGAUGAAGUCCUUCCUGCUACUACUUGGUCAAUGUUCUGUGAUAUGAAGUUUAAAAAAAUAGUGUACAGUAGUUCAUGUUAUUUUUAGCUAGAAGCUUCCACUACUUGAAGGGCAAAAUUUGGCUUGGAUCCACAUUUUUCAGGUAAUGAGAGACUGGUGCUUGGAUACUUUAGCUUGUACAGUGCACUACUGUAUAUUGUAUAAUUGCAAAAUAUAAAAAAUUAUAUAAAUGCUGUUUUAGUACUGUAUUGCUGUAAUAUAAAUAUGAAGAUAAAGAUAACAUUAGAAUAUUUAUUUAAAUGAAAGGCAGAGAUGUAGCAGACUAAUAAUUAAAAAGAAUCUAAUUUCUUUAGUCUUACACAAAUAAGGAAAUCAGUUUUAUCUAGAGCCAAGUAGAAGUGGAUUGUGUUAUUAACUGUGAUACACACAAAACUGGCCACUUGUGAAGGCCUUCAAUUAAGGUAAAAUUUCUCAAUGUAAGGACACUACCUGAUAAGUGAGACUUCUGUAUUUUCUAAAUUCUUAUUCAUUAAUUCGCUUUUUCGUGUGAGGGGCCACCCAUGAAAUACUAUUCCUAUUUCUCAUAUUGCUGGACCAUCAUGGGUCACCUCAUUCUUACUCUAUCUCAUGGAUUUAAAUUUUUUAAUAAAUUCAUUUAAUUUUAAUAUAUAGUAUAUGACAUACAUGUGUUGUGCUCAUAUUUCUUUUGGUAAAAAUAAGCCAAGAAGUUAGUUUUUUAUUUUAUUAUGGUAAGUUUGUAAUAGUGGUUGCUGUUAUAUUACAAAAACUUUUCAGUUGUUUUUUUAAUUAAAUGGAUUUAUUUUUGGUAUAUUAUAUGAAUUUUGGUGCAUGUAUAGCAGACUAAUGUAUUUUUGGUAAAAAUUGGUUAAGAAUUUUUUUUUGUUUUUUUUUUUGGAAGUUUUUAUAAAUAAAUACUCUUGCUUUGGUUAGCCAUGAGUGCUUUCACAGAUUUUUCCAUAUUUGCAGGGUCUCUUGGAACAUGAUCUUCAUAAAGUCUCAUUGUGUAUCUAUGGAACAUAUUGCAAGGAGUUAAAAUUACUGUAUAAGGUUUAUGUUAUUAAAUGUACUGUGAAAAUAUGGUAUGGCCUCUUAGAAUACUCUUGUUAAAUUUCCACAGUAAUUAGUAUAAAUAAAUUAAUUUAUUUUUUGUAUUUUUUUAGAAUUAAAAGUUAGAAAUAAUGGUGGGUAACAUAAUUCAAUUACUAAUUGUUCACACCAUGGAACAGCAGUUAUUUUAUAUCAUACAGUGCUAGCAUGUACAUGUUUGUUUAAAGAUAGUACUGUACAUAAAAUUAUUGCAUGUUAAUUGUGAAGAUUUCUGUUAGGAAAUGCAAGAAUAUUUAGACAAUGAAUUCAGUAGUUAAAUGUGACUAUAUUACUAUGCAUCCUGGAGGUCAUUCAUUAUUCAUGUAGAAUGUGUCUUAGCAUUCUAUAACAAAGUGAUGACACUUUAUCUUUCACAUUUAUUGUAUAUACGGUAAUCCUUUUGUUCAACAGCAGCCAACAAAUUACACAUACAGUACUUAUCUUUUGCUUUUAUUUUACUUUUUGUUACUUUACCUCUUACAUUUAGUAGUUUUACAGUUAAAUCUCUUCUGCAGUAUGAGAGUUAAUAGUAGAUUAUUUAUGAGAAUACAAGCAGAUGAAGAACAAUUUUUGAGGGCAGACAGCUGAGUGGGAAGAAUGGAGCUAAUGUAUAUCAGAUGAUCCUUUAUAUGUUUUAUUGGUUUAGUUAUGGUUAAAAUGAAGCCAUCCAUCAAAGGGGUUUCCAGGAGGAAUGAAAUAUAAACAUAAUAUAACUAAUUAUGCUAAAACUAAACAUUCCAAUGUGUUUUAGUCAAAUAGCAUAACUUUUUCAGUCAUUACUGUACAGUGGAACCUCGGUUUACGAAUUCCCCACCAUGCGAAUUUUUCAGGAUAUGAACAGUCAUUUCGGUCAAUUUUUUGCUUCUGGAUACGAAUGAAACUUCAGGAUGUAAACUUUCCCCUCAAGGGAGGUUCCUUGGUGAGGGGCUCUUGAUCUAGGGAAUUGGAUCUGUGCUCCAGUUCCCUAAAUUAAUAAUAAUAAUAGUAUUAAUGUUGGUAGAAUUACCAACAAUAUGUAAAGUAAAAGGACACAAGUGCAAGUAAUGUGAUAUUGUAUUGUGACAAUGUUUCACUCUCCAGGGGCUUUGUCAAGCCGUUACAAACAAUACAUGGACAUAGAGGGUAUAUAUAGACUUAGAAUGAGGUGUAAUACUAGUGGUAGUGGUGGUAGUAGUAGUAACAUAAGUUGUAGUAGUAGUAGUAGUAGUAAUGUGAGUUGUAGUAGUAAUACAAUAUGGUAAAACAAGCAACUUACUACCCUUUUACUCAUAUGCAAGUUGAUUGUUCUACCAUAUUGUAUUACUACUACUACUACUACUACUACUUAUAUUACUAUUACUACUACUACUACUACUACUACAGCUUAUAUUACUACUACUACAACUUAUAUUACUACUACUACUUCUACCACCACUAGUAUUACACCUCACUCUAAGCCUAUAUAUACCCUCUGUGUCCAUGUAUUGUUUGUAACGGCUUGAUAAAGCUCCUGGAGAGCGAAACUUUGCCAUAAUAAAAAAUAUCACAUUAGUUGCACUUGUGUCCUUUUAAUUUACAAAAUAAUAAUAAUUAUUAUUAUUAUAAUAAUAAUACACUGCAGUAGGCCUAUUGGCCCAUACUAGGCAGGUCCUUCACAAUCCACCCCACUAACAGAAUAUUUGCCCCACUUGGUUUUCAAUGCUACCCAAGCCAUUAGCUUUAAUAAUUCUAUCUACUUACAUGCAAGUCCCACUCAAAUCCAACCCCUCUCACUUGCAUAUUUAUCCAAUCUAAAUUUGAAACUACCUAAGGUUAUGGCUUCAGUAGGACCUUGGGUAGCUUUAGAUGUACGCAAGCAAUAAGUGUUGACAACUCUAUUUGCUCAUCUUGACUGUGUGCUAAUGGAGUUACAGAAAGAUGACAUUGAAGAAAUGCUGAACAUUGACGAUGAUGCACCUGUUGUGCAUUCCUUGAGUGAUGGUGAAAUUAGACGGAUUGUAAUAGAUAAAUAAGCCGUAGAGUUGAUAUUUGCAUCAUACUGAAGUAUUUUGUCAUGCCUCCUGAGAGCAGGAAUUCCACUGGAAUGGAUUAAUGCCAUUUCAUUUAAUUUAAAUGAGGAAAAUCGACUCAGCAUACGAACAAAUCAGGAUACGAACAAGGUCAAGGAACGGAUUAAAUUCAUAAGCUGAGGUUCCACUGUAUCAUUAUUUUCCAUAUUAUUAUUAUAAUAAAAAAGAAGCGCUAAA
Molecule: messenger RNA, 5419 nt
Organism: Cherax quadricarinatus
Lineage: Eukaryota; Metazoa; Arthropoda; Malacostraca; Decapoda; Parastacidae
Source: RefSeq, a predicted model, not a curated record